Messenger RNA from Pogona vitticeps (central bearded dragon), 2577 nucleotides. The record is from RefSeq and is a predicted model, not a curated record. NCBI's taxonomy places the organism in Eukaryota, Metazoa, Chordata, Lepidosauria, Squamata, Agamidae.
AUGAGCGCCCAUUUGCGCUCGGGCUACUACCUGGGCAGGAAGUCCAGCGUCUGCCUGGCGCUGGUGGGGGCCGCCCUGCUCUUGGCGCUGUUGCUGCGCGAAAACCUGACCGCCGGCGCCCUCUACCAGCUGCGCUUCGCCUUCCAGGGGACGAUCCACGGGGAGCCGGAUUUCCGCGGCCUCUUCCUGAACAAGUAUGAGGACGAAGGCGAGAGCAGAUGGCUAAUUGCAUCACAACUAGAACCAGUAGAUGCAAGGACAGUCUAUCCAUGCUUUGAUGACCCUGCUAUGAAAGCUACCUUUAAAAUCAGGAUUGUUCAUCAUCCCACCUACAUAGCGCUCUCCAACAUGCCAGCUAUAGAUGUAUCUGAGUAUAAAGAUAUGAGUGGCUUGAUUAAUGGGACUACACCGAUUAAUUGGACUGUGACAACAUUUGAAACAACACCAAAAAUGUCCACAUACAUCACUGCUUUCGUGGUCUGUAAGUUUGAUCAUGUUGCCACAUCGGAGAGGGGCAAUGAGAUACGUAUUUGGGCUUCAAAGGAUGCUGUUCGAAAAGGAUAUACUGAAUAUGCUUUAAAUAUCACUGGACGAAUUUUUUCAUUUAUGGAAGAUUUAUUUAACAUUAGUUAUCCUCUUUCGAAAACAGAUUUGAUUGCACUACCUAAAAUGAGUGCUACUGCUAUGGAAAACUGGGGGCUAAUGACUUUCCAGGAAAGAUCCCUACUGUAUCAACCACAAGAUAAAGGCACCAAUAAGAAAAGAGAGAUCUCUCUAAUUCUUGCCCAUGAGAUAGGACACCAGUGGUUUGGAAAUCUGGUUACUAUGGAAUGGUGGAACGACUUGUGGCUGAGCGAGGGAUUUGCAUCUUACCUUGAAUAUCUAGGUGCACAUUAUAUCGAACCCACAAUGUCACUGGACCAGAUCUUUAGCUUCAAAAUUGUAUUCCCUAUGCUGAGACUGGAUGAUGGAUUAUGGCUAAGUCAGUCUUUAUCAGACACGCAUGAACAUCGUGAAACUGAUGGAAUUAUGGAACUAUUUGGUUUUAUAACGUAUAGGAAGGGGGCUUCCAUCAUCCGGAUGCUUUCCAGUUUUACCACUGAAAGACUGUUUAUCAAAGCACUCAGUUCAUAUCUGAAUGCAUUUUCUUUUUCAAAUGCCAUCCAAGAUGAUCUAUGGAACCACAUUCAGAAGGUAAUAGAUGAGCAGAAUGAUGUCCAGUUGCCAGCAGCAGUAAAAGUUAUCAUGGAUACUUGGACUUGUCAGAGUGGCUUCCCUCUCCUGACAGUCAAUUUCUCAACUGGAAAUAUCAGUCAGGAGAAAUUUUAUAUUGCAGGAGUUAAAAACAACGAAGUUAAAAACAGCACAAAUAAUAUGUGGAUUAUUCCUGUUUCUUGGAUGAAGAAUGGAACUAUGCAGCCUUUAGUGUGGCUUGAUAAAAGAAGCAAAAUAUUCCCUGAAAUGGUAAUAUCUGGUUCAGAAUAUGAUUGGAUAAUCUUAAAUGUAAAUAUGACUGGUUACUACAAAAUUAAAUAUGAUCAAACUUACUGGAGAAGACUGGCUACAGUGCUUGAAAAUGACCCGAAGGCAAUUCCUGUUGUCAACAGGUUACAGUUGAUGGAGGAUGCUUUCAAUCUGGAAGGGUCCGGUUACACCUCAUUUGAUACUCUACUAUAUUUAACUAAGUAUCUUGAGAAAGAAGAUGAUAUCGUAGUAUGGGGUUCAGCACUGAAUAAACUACAAGUUUCUGACUGGGAGCUUAUUCUGAGUGAUUAUGAAUUAUAUCCUGUUUUAAAGAAAUAUUUCUUACCACGAAUUUUGCCAAUAUUCCAUCGUUGUGCACAUCUCCUUCAUCAACAUUUUGACGUGGAGCUAGAGGAAGAUGAUAUUGUUAUUAACAGUAUGGAAAGAGUAAUUGAAAUAGCAUGUUGGUUUCGGCUUCGUGAUUGUUUAGACCUAGCUUCUGAAAUCUUCACCAAGUGGAUGAACAAUCCUGAUAAAGGGGGCCCUGCUUGUUUUAGCAGAACUGUUUGUUGCUAUGGUCUUCAGCUGGGUGGUGACAAGGAAUGGGACUUUUUAUGGAAUAUAUACAAUAGUACUGGAUCAGAAGAAAAAUAUAACGCAUACUCUGCCCUCAGCUGUACCCACGAGCCAUGGUUACUUCAAAGAUUCUUGCAGUAUACCCUGAAUGAUUCUAGCACUCCAUCAUAUCGUAUAGCAGAAAUAAUUGAAAAUGCGGCAAGAAAUGAGAUUGGUCACUGGAUAACAUGGAAAUUUGUAACAGACAACUGGUCACAUCUGUACAAUAGGAGUGGAUUUGAAGCAUUAACUGCUUUCAUGAGGUCUGUCAGGACAGACAUUGAGCUCCAAAUGGUCCAAAGUUUUCUUAACAGUACACUUGAACCACAACUGAGAACAAUAACAGGUGAAAUCUUGAAGGAAAUAAAAUCUAAAAAAGAAAAAAGAAGAGAUUCGGUGAUCAAAAUGAUACAGUGGAUAAAGACAAAUACAAAUGACUGAUUUGAGAACUCUGCCAAAUAUCUGUUUUUUAAAUGUGGCUUAUAACACAUUUUUUUU